UAUUGAUAUAGGUUAUAAAGGUUAUUAUUUAGUACUCACUUGUGAUUAUUUACUGAGUAUACAUGAGUGAAUGAAAAUAUUUAAAAAUGUCAGAAGAAACAAUUAUGUCUAUUAAUGCUCAGACAAUUAAAAUUGAACCACCAGACUACUCAGUAGAUGACAUAAAAAGCGAGAUUGAAGAUGAAAAUAGUGUUCUUGAUGCUGUUGUCAAAACUGAAUCGUUUACCGAGGAUGAUGAAACGUGUUUAGAAAGAUUCAUGCAGUCCGAAGUGACCAUCGAGGAAGAAGUCAAACAGGAGGUAAUAGAGGCAUCUUCUUAUGAAUGUGAAAUUUGUUAUCAAUCUUUUGCAGAAUUUCAUCAUAUGGUCGAUCAUAUGCAUAGGCAUAGCAAAAAACGCCCUUUUAAAUGCGAAAUAUGCUAUAAGGGAUACUAUCAGAAAAUCCAUUUAACAACACACAUGCUUAUUCAUACAGAAGAACGCCCUUUUAAAUGCGAAAUAUGCAAUAAGGCAUUUUAUUGCAAAGGCAAUUUAACAACACACAUGCUUAUUCAUACAGAAGAACGCCCUUUUAAAUGCGAAAUAUGCAAUAAGGCAUUCCUUCGCAAAUGCCAUUUAACAAGACACUUGCUUAUUCAUUCAGGAGAACGCCCUUUUAAAUGUGAAAUAUGCAAUAAGGCAGUCUAUCGCAAAGGCAAUUUAACAACACACAUGCUUAUUCAUACAGAAGAACGCCAUUUUAAAUGCGAAAUAUGCAAUAAGGCAUUCCAUCGCAAAUGCCAUUUAACAAGACACUUGCUUAUUCAUUCAGGAGAACGCCCUUUUAAAUGUGACAUAUGCAAUAAGGCAUUCUAUCAAAACAGCAAUUUAAAACAACACAUUCUUAUCCAUGCAGAAGAACGCCUUCUUAAAUGUGAAAUAUGCAAUGAGACAUUUAAAAAAUCAGAUAGUCUGAAUAAACACAUGCUGCUUCACAAUGGAGAACGCUCCCAUUAAUGCAAUAUAUGCCAGAAGAGAUUCACACAAAUAAGCAAUUUGAAAAGACACAUGGUGAUGCACAGUGGAGCACGCCUUUGUGAAUGCAAUAUUUGUAAUAAGAAAU
Ctenocephalides felis (cat flea) is the source of this 1101-nucleotide messenger RNA. RefSeq names its product zinc finger protein 492-like. Lineage: Eukaryota; Metazoa; Arthropoda; Insecta; Siphonaptera; Pulicidae. The transcript has a single exon. The record is from RefSeq and is a predicted model, not a curated record. Bases 87 to 995 code for a protein of 302 amino acids. Gene Ontology annotation, cellular component: nucleus.